UUGUUUCACCUUACUACACAACAUGGCGGCUUGCUUCACUCUCCGGUCCUCCAUGCUCCGCAGGGCGCUGCGAGAGGCUCUCAGCCUGCACGUCCGGACACCGGGACCUCCUGCCGCCGCUGUCGGGCUCAGGUUCGUUUGUAACGCUGCUCCAGAAGAAAAGAAGACGGCGAUAUUAGAGUCCACGGAGGAAUACAAGUUCGUGGAGCGGCUCAUCCCACCAUCGCGGGUCCCCGCUCCGCCUAAACACACCGGUCCUGCCCCGUCUGGUUGGACCCCUCCUGCAGAUUCACCGCCGCCUUUGCCGUACAUGAUCCGCCGCUCCCGCAUGCACAACAUCCCGGUUUACACCGACCUGACCCACGGCAGCCGCAAGACAACUCUCGUACGAAAAGUGGAGGGGGACAUUUGGGCUCUGGAGAAGGACGUGAAGCAGUUCCUGAUGGAGGUGACGGGGAAAGAGCUGCCCACACAGGUCAAUGAGGUCACCAUGACCCUGAAGGUCAAAGGUCACUUUGAUAAGGAGCUGAAGGACUGGUUGGCCAGCAAAGGAUUCUGACCUGGAGGUGGUGAGGCGGCGCUGACCUCACAGGACCGUCCCAGCAUCAGAGAGCUGUCCGUGUGGAGGUGGAGAGGACGACUCAGGAUCUGCUGUCAUGUCCAAACCUUCACACACUGUCUUACAGUGUUUUAAAAGCUGUUUGAAUCCACAUGGAAGGACAGCCUUUGAUCACUGACUCUUUAAUGAACUCUUUCACCACAGAGACAUGUUGAAUCUAUGGGAUCAUAUGGUGUCAAACUGUGUACAUACUUGUAUGUAAUGAAUGUAACAUUAAAUGUCAAAGCUCAGCUCACUGUGUGUUGUUAUUGCUCCAGUGUCAGAGCAGCAGGGAAAGAUGUUCACACCACACCAGCUUUGUUUCACCUGAUACCCAAAGGUUUUUAGAUCGUUCUAUAAAACUGUCGUUAGUGCUGAGGUGAUUUACCUAUUCAGUGAAUCAGAUGUGUGAUGUAAACAAAUAGCUUUAUAUUCCAUUUUAAAGCAACAAAGCAGCAAAUCCUCACAUGGGCAAAGCC
Messenger RNA from Toxotes jaculatrix (banded archerfish), 1077 nucleotides. RefSeq names its product mitochondrial ribosomal protein L49 (gene mrpl49). The record is from RefSeq and is a predicted model, not a curated record. Bases 23 to 559 code for a protein of 178 amino acids. Lineage: Eukaryota; Metazoa; Chordata; Actinopteri; Toxotidae. Gene Ontology annotation, molecular function: structural constituent of ribosome. Gene Ontology annotation, biological process: translation. The transcript has a single exon. Gene Ontology annotation, cellular component: mitochondrial large ribosomal subunit; ribosome.